Messenger RNA from Vigna unguiculata (cowpea), 810 nucleotides. The record is from RefSeq and is a predicted model, not a curated record. NCBI's taxonomy places the organism in Eukaryota, Viridiplantae, Streptophyta, Magnoliopsida, Fabales, Fabaceae.
AUGACCAUCACUUUGGAUGACGUAUCGUCACUUCUCCAUGUUUCCAUCAGUGGAAACUUUUGCUCGACUGAGAAUCUUGAAUAUGAAGAUUCUGUUCAGAUUUUGACGACACUUCUUGGUGUUGACCGGGCCAUGGCAUGUGUGGAGCUGAAUCAAAGUCGGGGUGCACAGGUCCGACUGAGCUGGCUGAGGGACUUGUAUGACAACUGUUGUGAAAACGAGCAAUGGGAGUUUGCUGCACGUGCAUAUCUUUUGCAUCUUGUAGGGUGCACGAUAUUUGCUAACAAAAGCGCCACCUAUGUUCGUACACAUUAUCUGGAGCUAUUUAGAGAUCUCUCCACAUGUCGUACAUAUGGUUGGGGAGUUGCUGCUCUUGUCCACUUAUAUGAGCAGCUAGGAGAUGCCAACUUUGCAAAUACAAAGCAAUUAGCUGGAUAUCUACCUCUUCUGCAGGCUUGGAUAUACGAGCACUUCCCUACAUUGGGAAGGAAGCAAGUACGGGAUACAUAUGUGGAGACUGAACCCCGUGCUCUACGUUAUGUCACUGGACGCGCCAUUUCCGCUAUAGCUGAUGUUAGAGUCCAGUUGGAUGGCUUGACAUAUGAUGGGAUGAUUUGGAACCCAUAUGUAGCACACAGAGCUGCACGACAACUGGUAACACAUAGCAUGUUUUCUGGCUUCCUGAGGGUUGGGACCGUCGUACAACGUCAUUUGCCGGAGCUGGAAAAAGCACGAGCAGUUUGUUGUACAUCAAGUGGUCCAAGCACCAGCUCCCUUUUCAUGUUCGGAUGGAUAUUUGCAGUGGUUUAG